This is a messenger RNA of Fusarium vanettenii 77-13-4, 1560 nucleotides long. RefSeq lists its product as uncharacterized. Gene Ontology annotation, molecular function: L-serine transmembrane transporter activity; L-arginine transmembrane transporter activity; L-tyrosine transmembrane transporter activity. Gene Ontology annotation, cellular component: fungal-type vacuole membrane. The transcript is spliced from 6 exons. Lineage: Eukaryota; Fungi; Ascomycota; Sordariomycetes; Hypocreales; Nectriaceae. The record is from RefSeq and is a predicted model, not a curated record. Gene Ontology annotation, biological process: amino acid transmembrane transport. Bases 1 to 1560 code for a protein of 519 amino acids.
AUGUCUAGACCACGACGUCGCGGCCACAAGGAUGGCGGCCAUGGAGGCCAAGCCACCACGAUCAGCAGUGUCCGACGCGGUGCUGAUAACGUCACAGUUGUCGGAGCUGGCACCCUUGCCAUGCCCUCUGUCAUGUCCCACAUGGGAAUCAUGCUCGGCGUCUUUCUUAUUAUCUGGUCCGGCAUAACGGCCGCGUUCGGCCUCUACCUCCAGUCACGAUGCGCCCGAUAUCUCGAGCGGGGAACCGCGUCCUUCUUUGCUCUGUCGCAAAUCACCUACCCCAACGCCGCCGUCAUAUUCGAUGCCGCGAUCGCGAUCAAGUGCUUUGGAGUUGGCGUGUCGUACAUGAUCAUCAUUGGAGAUUUGAUGCCUGGCGUGGUGCUGGGCUUCCUUAGCAAUGCCAACAGCGCUCCUUAUCUGGUUGAUCGAAACUUUUGGAUCACCGCCUUUAUGCUCAUUAUCAUCCCGCUUAGUUUCCUGCGGCGGCUGGACUCUUUAAAGUACACCAGCAUUAUUGCGCUGGUCUCUAUCGGGUAUCUCAUCAUUCUGGUGAUUUACCACUUUGCGGUUGAUAAGCAUGCCGACCCGGGGAGCAUCCGCGUGAUUCAAUGGGGCGGAGCAAUCGAGACGCUGAGCACUCUCCCCGUUGUUGUCUUUGCGUAUACUUGCCACCAGAAUAUGUUCUCUAUUCUCAACGAGCUCAAGGACAACUCUCCCUCCAGCGUUAUUGGAGUUGUCGGGUCGAGCAUUGGCUCUGCUGCCUCUAUCUAUAUUGUUGUGGCUAUUACUGGUUACAUCACUUUCGGCAACGCCGUGGUUGGCAAUAUUGUUUCUAUGUAUCCUACUGGUGCUGCUUCGACAAUCGGAAAGGCGGCUAUUGUCGUUCUCGUCACCUUCUCGGUCCCGUUGCAAGUCCAUCCAUGCCGAGCUUCACUCGAUGCCGUCUUGAAGUGGCGACCCAACCGUCACUCUUCGGGCAACAGACGGACCUCAACUCCUCUGCUCCCUACAGCUCCUGCAAAUGAUCAUGGAGCUGGCUCCACCAUGUCCGACCUUCGUUUUGCUGUUAUUACAACAUUUCUUCUAACGUUUGCAUACAUGACUGCUCUAUCAGUCACCAGCUUAGACCGUGUGCUCGCCUUCGUUGGCAGCACUGGAUCGACAUCGAUUAGUUUCAUUCUUCCUGGUCUUUUCUACUAUAAAAUCAGCGACCCUGACAGUACAUAUCACCAGCGUUUGGUUAAGGAGGACGACGACAUGGGAGAAGACUCCAGCACAUCAGAUGUGGAAGAAUCUGCCGCCCUGGCUCAGAGUACAACGAGCGUUCGCAGCGGUGUUAGCAUGGCGAGCAACGUCAGCACCCGCAGCAACCGAAACUCAUGGCGAUGGCGCAGAAAGUGGCGAUGGGAUCUCGAACACAUCGAGCACCACCACCUCCGCAGGCUUUCGCUCGCCCUCGCCAUCUACGGAUCGGUCGUCAUGGCCCCACUGCUAAAUAGACUGUAUUUUUCUUGUACGGCCUCAUUGGGGAUGACGAAUGUUGGGUAUCAAGACGUGUGA